Messenger RNA from Clupea harengus (Atlantic herring), 2166 nucleotides. RefSeq names its product podocalyxin-like (gene podxl). The record is from RefSeq and is a predicted model, not a curated record. Gene Ontology annotation, cellular component: microvillus membrane; apical plasma membrane. NCBI's taxonomy places the organism in Eukaryota, Metazoa, Chordata, Actinopteri, Clupeiformes, Clupeidae. Gene Ontology annotation, biological process: regulation of microvillus assembly; cell migration; positive regulation of cell-cell adhesion mediated by integrin.
UGCAAACUAGCUUACUCAAAGGGUUCCACCCCAAAGGAUGUCUAUAGGGUUUCCCGUGGGUUGGGGAGCAAAUCUGCGCGAGAGAGUUUAGUACCACAGUGUUCAGCCCCGCGAAAACAGUGCCAGCCUACCCCGAGUGAAGAGAACACGCGAGGUCCUGCCUGGCCACCGGUGUGCGCUUUUACAACACCGCCAUACGCUCUCAAGUGAGUCCAGCGUCCCGCAUCUGAAUACCCUAAACGAGAGAGAGAGAGAGAGAGAGAGAAAGAGAGAGAGAAAGAGAGAGACCCAGUCAGCGGCGACUUCACAAUCAGCGCAGCCAAGGAAACCCGCUCAAAAACUCCCCCCCAAACCCCCCUCUGCUCCGGAGAAAUAAGGGGGUGAGAAGACUAGACACGCAAACAAAAGCAUUCCUGCCCGGCUUUCAGUUCCAAAAAAGAGUCGCCUGAGUUGGGGAAAAUUAUUUAGGCGCUCUUCAAAUACGAAAUUCAAGGGGAUAGGCGUAACAGACCUGCGUCUCAGUCCGCAUCAGCACCAGCAGCAGCAGGAGCAACGGCUGUACUCUCAUCUCUAUUAAAUCCACAGUUUUGGAGCCACGGACUCUAAAAGCCCCCUGCAAAGCCCGUGAACCUGUUCUGGUCAGUGGAGACAACAGAAUCCAAUAUGCGUGUCGCGUGGGUUAUUCUAACAUUAGGCUUGCUGUGGACAGCUCAGGGUGAGGGGGAGGACUCUGGGAACAAGAACGUCACACAAGCAAACAACGACACAGCUCAGGCCUCAGGAACGGCAAGCAACACUACCACCAGCAGCCCCACUUCCACCCAAAACAACAACGCCUCUGAUACUACAGCGAAGCCAACUUCAGCUGCCUCCAGCGCAAUAACCACCAUGAAACCCACGGAUGGAAAGGCCAUGAUCCAAACCAGUGUUGCUCCCAGCCAAGCUCUUACGACAGCAGGACAAACUACCAUCUUGUCUGCGUCAACAACUGUUGCCCUGGACACUACAAAACCGUUAACCACCGUCACCCCAUCAGUGAAGUCCCCCACUGAUGCCCCGACCAUAACCACCGCAGUCAACAAACAAGAAACCACACACGCAGGGGGUGGGAUACUUCUCUCAACCACACAGGAGAGACCAGGCACUCAGACUCCACACAAUCCCAACACCACCACCAACAUCAACACCAACAUCAACACCAGCACCAACAUCAACACCAACACCACCACCAACAUCAACACCAACACCAGCACCAAUAGCCCCAGCACCGGCACCAGCAUCAGUACCACCAGCCCCAGCACCAGCAUCAGUACCACCACCAAGAAUGAGACGGGUGACUCCGUGGUGCCCGUGCCAGGCCAUGUCUCAUCUACCCCUGAAUCCACAACUCCCGCUCAACCCACAACUACCGUCACUAUUGGAACCACUGCACCGACUACCACGACUGUGCCUCCAACUACUACCAAAACUCUGCCUCCAUCCACUGCUGCACCCGUCACGUUCAAUUUAGUCAUCAAUAAGGAUGAUCCCUCGGACAACCCCACUCUGUACAAACUUUGCGCCAAGUACCUGGAAAUGGUAAUACGUGGCAACUGUUCCAUCUCUGGCAAAACGUUGCACGAUGGCAGCACCGAUUUCAACACAGUCAUCAUCCAUGGACAAGUUAACAUCAGUGUUGUGAAGAGCCACUAUGAAGAACUUGUGAAGAAGCCUGAUGAGAUCAAAGACGCUUCUGAACAGAGUGAUUACACCACCCUGAUCGCCAUCCUGGCAUCCUGUGGGGCAGUAGCACUCAUCAUUAUAUGCCUUGCCAUCUACACCUACCGCCAUGGCAAGAACUAUCGCAAGAAUCAGCAACACCUGACGGAGGAGCUGCAGACGGUGGAGAAUGGUUACCACGACAACCCCACACUGGAGGUGAUGGAGGUGCAGCCAGAGACGGCCAUGGAGAAGAGGCCCAACGGCGAGUUCAACGACAGCUGGAUCGUCCCCAUGGACAACCUGCUGAAGGACGGGCUGGCUGACGAGGAGGACACGCACCUGUAGGCCACACACACACACCCACACACACACACACAGACACAGACACACCUGUGGUCAGGUUCAGAGCUUACACACACCCGAAGGGUCGUUCCACAAAUAUACCACUCAUACUGUGGUCAACUG